UCACAAAAAUCUUCCUCCUUUUUUGCUUGUUCUAAGAAUGGAGCAGAUGACUUUAUCUAAACUGGUGCUACUCUUUCUGAGUUUCUCUUACCUCCUCCUUCUGCACCCUUGUCCUAGUGAAUCAGUUCCUACAUCAAGAAGCCACCUCAAGCAAAAUAAGGAAGACGCAUCCUCUGUUCAAGAUUUGUUUUCUCAGGAGGCAAUGGAUGUGACUGAGGAACUUCUUGGAGAAGAGGAGGGGUUAAUUGAAGGGAGGAUGUUGAAAAUCAUAACCGACUAUAGCGGGACUGGAGCCAACAAAAACCACGACCCCAAACCCCCAGCAGGAACUUGAAAAUCCAAAACUAAUAAUUUGAUCAUAUGUAGACCAAAGAAAAUUAAACUCAUAGUAUGGAUAUCGAUCUUCGUUUUCGGAAGUCUCCUAUGUCUUUUCUAGAAUAUUAUGCUUUUUACACAUGACCCUACCAAGGUUGUUUAUCUGCCUUGAGUGGAAUAAUAUCUGACUGGAUCAAGAAAGUGAGUGGAGGGACAUCACUUUCAAAUGAGAAUGUUGUGGAUCCAUUUUUAAUUAUAAUCUACCGUAGUUUUUAGUAUUUUUGUGCUUCAUUGUCCGAUUAUUUUGUUACUUAAGUUGUCCCUAUUUCUGUAGAU
Molecule: messenger RNA, 651 nt
Organism: Rubroshorea leprosula
Lineage: Eukaryota; Viridiplantae; Streptophyta; Magnoliopsida; Malvales; Dipterocarpaceae
Source: the annotation of a GenBank genome assembly